GCCAGGAGGUCAAUGAUGAAAUGGGAGGUUAAGAAAAACACGACUUUUAGGCUAGAUUUCCUACUCGAACGACCAGAGAUUGGAGUAAAAAAGACCCCUUCCAGUUUCGGUAGUCUCCGACCCAUCGAGGCCUGUUCCAGGAGGCUCUGCGAGAGCGAGACGGGGGUACGCGAAAAGGAUACAGGGUUCCGGGUUUGGAUGGAAACCAGCGCCAGGUCCCGCUUGGGCUCCCCGCGGAUUCCCUGCGGUCUCAGUUCCGUUCAGGCGGCGACGCGGACACCCUUGCUCCGCGGUGAUUGGCUCGCGGCGGGGGCCUCGCGUGUGUCCAAUAUGGCGGCGCCCAGUGGCGGUGUGAACUGUGAGGAGUUCGCCGAGUUCCAGGAAUUACUCAAGGUGAUGAGGACGAUUGAUGACAGAAUAGUACAUGAAUUAAACACUACGGUUCCAACAGCUUCCUUUGCAGGGAAAAUUGAUGCAAGCCAAACCUGUAAACAACUUUAUGAGUCUUUGAGGGAGGCUCAUGCCAGCAGGGACAGAGUCAUAAAAAAUUGUAUAGCUCAGACCUCAUCAGUAGUAAAACACCUCCGAGAAGAGAGAGAAAAGAAUUUGGAUGAUUUAACGUUAUUAAAGCAACUUAGAAAGGAACAGACAAAGUUGAAAUGGAUGCAGUCAGAACUGAAUGUUGAAGAAGUUGUAAAUGACAGGAGCUGGAAGGUGUUUAAUGAACGCUGCCGAAUUCACUUCAAGCCUCCAAAGAAUGAAUAAAAAGAUACUUUUUUUUAAAAAAGGACCGACUGGGACAUCUCAUGAGCUAAGCAUGACAGACAUCAACAAGGUGGGCUUCCUAGGAUGAUUUCUGAGCCAACAGUCCAAGACCUUUUGUUGAUUUCAGCCCCACUUAGCCAAGACCUUACAUACAAAUAAUUCUGAUAAUUAUGGAGAAAUCAACUGCUAUUUUAUACUGAUUCUGUAAAAAAAAAA
Molecule: messenger RNA, 981 nt
Organism: Canis lupus familiaris (dog)
Lineage: Eukaryota; Metazoa; Chordata; Mammalia; Carnivora; Canidae
Gene: MIX23
Product: mitochondrial matrix import factor 23
Exons: 6
Coding region: 13-765 (250 amino acids)
Cellular component (GO): mitochondrial intermembrane space; mitochondrion
Source: RefSeq, a predicted model, not a curated record